Molecule: messenger RNA, 5464 nt
Organism: Oncorhynchus gorbuscha (pink salmon)
Lineage: Eukaryota; Metazoa; Chordata; Actinopteri; Salmoniformes; Salmonidae
Product: trichohyalin-like
Exons: 5
Coding region: 1-3810 (1269 amino acids)
Source: RefSeq, a predicted model, not a curated record
AUGAGUCCGAGACAGGGCAACAAUGUUGGUGGCGCAGAAGAAGAAGGAGCAGUGGCCUCACUCCUCCACUUGGCUGGCAACAAGAAGAAGAAGGAGCAGUGGCCUCACUCCUCCACUUGGCUGGCAACAAGAAGAAGAAGAAGGAGCAGUGGCCUCACUCCUCCACUUGGCUGGCAACAAGAAGAAGAAGAAGAAGAAGGAGCAGUGGCCUCACUCCUCCACUUGGCUGGCAACAAGAAGAAGAAGAAGGAGCAGUGGCCUCACUCCUCCACUUGGCUGGCAACAAGAAGAAGAAGAAGGAGCAGUGGCCUCACUCCUCCACUUGGCUGGCAAGAAGAAGAAGAAGAAGAAGAAGAAGAAGGAGCAGUGGCCUCACUCCUCCACUUGGCUGGCAACAAGAAGAAGAAGAAGAAGAAGAAGAAGGAGCAGUGGCCUCACUCCUCCACUUGGCUGGCAACAAGAAGAAGAAGAAGGAGCAGUGGCCUCACUCCUCCACUUGGCUGGCAACAAGAAGAAGAAGAAGGAGCAGUGGCCUCACUCCUCCACUUGGCUGGCAACAAGAAGAAGAAGGAACAGUGGCCCCACUCCUCCACUUGGCUGGCAAUAAGAAGAAGAAGAAGAAGGAGCAGUGGCCUCACUCCUCCACUUGGCUGGCAAGAAGAAGAAGAAGGAACAGUGGCCCCACUCCUCCACUUGGCUGGCAACAAGAAGAAGAAGGAGCAGUGGCCUCACUCCUCCACUUGGCUGGCAACAAGAAGAAGAAGAAGAAGGAGCAGUGGCCUCACUCCUCCACUUGGCUGGCAACAAGAAGAAGAAGAAGAAGAAGGAGCAGUGGCCUCACUCCUCCACUUGGCUGGCAACAAGAAGAAGAAGAAGAAGAAGGAGCAGUGGCCUCACUCCUCCACUUGGCUGGCAACAAGAAGAAGAAAAAGAAGAAGGAGCAGUGGCCUCACUCCUCCACUUGGCUGGCAACAAGAAGAAGAAGAAGAAGGAGCAGUGGCCUCACUCCUCCACUUGGCUGGCAACAAGAAGAAGAAGAAGGAGCAGUGGCCUCACUCCUCCACUUGGCUGGCAAGAAGAAGAAGAAGGAGCAGUGGCCUCACUCCUCCACUUGGCUGGCAACAAGAAGAAGAAGAAGAAGGAGCAGUGGCCUCACUCCUCCACUUGUCUGGCAAGAAGAAGAAGAAGGAACAGUGGCCCCACUCCUCCACUUGGCUGGCAACAAGAAGAAGAAGAAGAAGGAGCAGUGGCCUCACUCCUCCACUUGGCUGGCAACAAGAAGAAGAAGAAGAAGGAGCAGUGGCCUCACUCCUCCACUUGGCUGGCAACAAGAAGAAGAAGAAGAAGAAGAAGAAGAAGAAGAAGAAGAAGGAGCAGUGGCCUCACUCCUCCACUUGGCUGGCAACAAGAAGAAGAAGAAGGAGCAGUGGCCUCACUCCUCCACUUGGCUGGCAACAAGAAGAAGAAGAAGAAGAAGGAGCAGUGGCCUCACUCCUCCACUUGGCUGGCAACAAGAAGAAGAAGAAGAAGAAGGAGCAGUGGCCUCACUCCUCCACUUGGCUGGCAACAAGAAGAAGAAGAAGGAGCAGUGGCCUCACUCCUCCACUUGGCUGGCAACAAGAAGAAGAAGAAGAAGGAGCAGUGGCCUCACUCCUCCACUUGGCUGGCAAGAAGAAGAAGGAACAGUGGCCCCACUCCUCCACUUGGCUGGCAACAAGAAGAAGAAGAAGAAGAAGAAGAAGGAGCAGUGGCCUCACUCCUCCACUUGGCUGGCAAGAAGAAGAAGAAGGAACAGUGGCCCCACUCCUCCACUUGACUGGCAACAAGAAGAAGAAGGAACAGUGGCCCCACUCCUCCACUUGGCUGGCAAGAAGAAGAAGAAGAAGAAGAAGGAACAGUGGCCCCACUCCUCCACUUGGCUGGCAACAAGAAGAAGAAGAAGAAGAAGAAGAAGAAGAAGAAGAAGGAGCAGUGGCCUCACUCCUCCACUUGGCUGGCAACAAGAAGAAGAAGAAGGAGCAGUGGCCUCACUCCUCCACUUGUCUGGCAAGAAGAAGAAGAAGGAACAGUGGCCCCACUCCUCCACUUGGCUGGCAACAAGAAGAAGAAGAAGAAGAAGGAGCAGUGGCCUCACUCCUCCACUUGGCUGGCAACAAGAAGAAGAAGAAGAAGGAGCAGUGGCCUCACUCCUCCACUUGGCUGGCAAGAAGAAGAAGGAACAGUGGCCUCACUCCUCCACUUGGCUGGCAAGAAGAAGAAGGAACAGUGGCCCCACUCCUCCACUUGGCUGGCAACAACAAGAAGAAGAAGAAGAAGAAGAAGAAGAAGAAGAAGAAGAAGAAGAAGAAGAAGAAGAAGAAGAAGAAGAAGAAGAAGAAGCAGUGGCCUCACUCCUCCACUUGGCUGGCAACAAGAAGAAGAAGAAGAAGGAGCAGUGGCCUCACUCCUCCACUUGGCUGGCAACAAGAAGAAGAAGAAGAAGGAGCAGUGGCCUCACUCCUCCACUUGGCUGGCAACAAGAAGAAGAAGAAGGAGCAGUGGCCUCACUCCUCCACUUGGCUGGCAACAAGAAGAAGAAGAAGAAGAAGAAGAAGAAGAAGGAGCAGUGGCCUCACUCCUCCACUUGGCUGGCAACAAGAAGAAGAAGAAGAAGAAGAAGGAGCAGUGGCCUCACUCCUCCACUUGGCUGGCAACAAGAAGAAGAAGAAGGAGCAGUGGCCUCACUCCUCCACUUGUCUGGCAACAAGAAGAAGGAACAGUGGCCCCACUCCUCCACUUGGCUGGCAACAACAAGAAGAAGAAGAAGGAGCAGUGGCCUCACUCCUCCACUUGGCUGGCAACAAGAAGAAGAAGAAGAAGGAGCAGUGGCCUCACUCCUCCACUUGGCUGGCAAGAAGAAGAAGAAGGAACAGUGGCCCCACUCCUCCACUUGGCUGGCAACAAGAAGAAGAAGGAGCAGUGGCCUCACUCCUCCACUUGGCUGGCAACAAGAAGAAGAAGAAGAAGGAGCAGUGGCCUCACUCCUCCACUUGGCUGGCAACAAGAAGAAGAAGAAGGAGCAGUGGCCUCACUCCUCCACUUGUCUGGCAAGAAGAAGAAGAAGGAACAGUGGCCCCACUCCUCCACUUGGCUGGCAAGAAGAAGAAGAAGAAGAAGAAGGAGCAGUGGCCUCACUCCUCCACUUGGCUGGCAACAAGAAGAAGAAGAAGGAGCAGUGGCCUCACUCCUCCACUUGGCUGGCAACAAGAAGAAGAAGAAGAAGAAGAAGAAGGAGCAGUGGCCUCACUCCUCCACUUGGCUGGCAAGAAGAAGAAGGAACAGUGGCCCCACUCCUCCACUUGGCUGGCAACAACAAGAAGAAGAAGAAGAAGAAGGAGCAGUGGCCCCACUCCUCCACUUGGCUGGCAACAAGAAGAAGAAGAAGAAGAAGAAGGAGCAGUGGCCUCACUCCUCCACUUGGCUGGCAACAAGAAGAAGAAGAAGAAGAAGAAGAAGAAGAAGAAGAAGAAGAAGAAGAAGAAGAAGAAGAAGAAGAAGAAGAAGAAGAAGAAGAAGAAGAAGAAGAAGAAGAAGAAGAAGAAGAAGAAGAAGAAGAAGAAGAAGAAGAAGCAGUGGCCUCACUCCUCCACUUGGCUGGCAACAAGAAGAAGGAGCAGUGGCCUCACUCCUCCACUUGGCUGGCAACAAGAAGAAGAAGAAGAAGAAAAGAAAGGGUACCAACAUCCCUCCUCUACUAAACGGUAUACCAAAGGCCUACCAAACUGUCUACCAAAAGACCUACCAAACAUAAUUCCAUUUGUUAGAAGAUGAAUAAAAUGAAAAAAGAUAAAAGAACUACCAAAGGCCUACCAAACGGCCUACCAUACGGCCUACCAAAAGGCUUACCAAACGCCCUAACAAAGCAACCUACUCAGCAGUUGCCUAUCCAAUUGCUGUGCACAGGCCCGAAUAGCUGUGUUGACUUGUAUUCUUAGUUGCUAUGUCCCCCUUAGCUUCACCUGGCUGUACACCUCGAACCAUGUCCAUUGAGGUGUUCAGCCUUCACCCACAAUGCACCUUAACACACCCCAAGCCAGUUAUUAUGUCACACAGUCUCUCAGAAGAAGAAGAAGUGGUCCUAUUCCUCCACUAGGCCGGCAUCCUGACUGUCAGGUAACAAUGGGUGUGACAUCCAGCACUAUGCUCAUCUCAGUCACCUCAGCCCCGUCGCUAACACACUUUGAGUGGACCAAUCUGUCAAGUUGUCCACUGGCCCCAAGGCAGUGUUGACCUGUUUUCUUAGUUGGCGUGUUCCCCUCAUCUACACCAGGUCACUCUCCUCCGACCACGUCCAUAGAGCUGGUCAGCCUUCAUCCACAGAGCAAAUUAACACAGCCAGUUCAGUCAUUAUGUCACACAGAUUCCUGUCACUGCCACCUCAGCCCCACAGCUCAUCCACUUGAGUGGACCAAUCUGUCCGGCUGUCAGCUGACCCCCAUGGCAUUGUUGACCUGCCUGCUUAGCUGGCAUGUCCCCAUCAGCUUCAUUAAGUCACAAGUGAACAAGAACGUUAACUACAAAGUAACUUUCUGAAGAUGAAUGCAGAGGACGUAGAAAUGCUCCUGUCCCUGUGUGUGUGCUGUCCCGUUCUACCUUGCUUAGACGUGAGCGACGAUACUAAUGAUAACCGCCUUCUGGUAGAUGGAAAGACUUUUCCAAAAACCUUCUCAAUUAAAUGUUAACUACAAUGUAGCCUAUGCCUACCUGGAAGACAUAUAUCCUGAUUGUUUGCAUCAAUCCAUUGGGCAUUUGUUUAGCAAUCUCUACACACGUGGACUCCAGGAACCAAACAACAUUCUACUGCUAUAUGUCCAUGGUGCAUGAAACUACAACAACAUUCUACUGCUAUAUGUCCAUGGUGCAUGAAACUACAACAACAUUCUACUGCUAUAUAUCCAUGGUGCAUGAAACUACAACAACAUUCUACUGCUAUAUGUCCAUGGUGCAUGAAACUACAACAACAUUCUACUGCUAUAUGUCCAUGGUGCAUGAAACUACAACAACAUUCUACUGCUAUAUGCCCAUGGUGCAUGAAACUACAACAACAUUCUACUGCUAUAUGUCCAUGGUGCAUGAAACUACAACAACAUUCUACUGCUAUAUGUCCAUGGUGCAUGAAACUACAACAACAUUCUACUGCUAUAUGUCCAUGGUGCAUGAAACUACAACAACAUUCUACUGCUAUAUGUCCAUGGUGCAUGAAACUACAACAACAUUCUACUGCUAUAUGUCCAUGGUGCAUGAAACUACAACAACAUUCUACUGCUAUAUGUCCAUGGUGCAUGAAACUACAACAACAUUCUACUGCUAUAUGUCCAUGGUGCAUGAAACUACAACAACAUUCUACUGCUAUAUGUCCAUGGUGCAUGAAACUACAACAACAUUCUACUGCUAUAUGUCCAUGGUGCAUGAAACUACAACAACA